AUGGGUAGCUUAGCCGCAUGGAAUAUAAGGGGUUUGAACCGGCCCCUGAAACAAAAAGAGGUUCGGCAGGUCAUGAAGGAUAAUCAUUUGCAGGUUUGUGCUAUUAUGGAGACUCAUGUGGAUGCUUCUAAUGUAUCGAGUGUUUGCAAAAAAGUUUGUAGGUCUUGGAGUUGGGCGACUAACUCGGGAUGCUGUCAAAAAGGAACACGUAUUAUGGUGGGGUGGGAUGCCGAUGUAGUUGAUGUUAUGGUGUUAUCCCAAUCUGAUCAGGUAAUGCACACUCAGAUUAUUUUCAAAAUGGAUCGGAAAACAGUUUUUUGCUCGUUUAUUUAUGCUGAUAAUCACUAUAAGAAUCGGAGAAAACUAUGGGAUGACUUGUGUUCUCAUCACGCAUUUAUGAAGAAUAACCCUUGGGUUAUAAUGGGAGAUUUUAACUCCUCAUUGUAUUUGGAAGACUCGUUAACGAGUUCAUCAACAAGUAGUGUUGGAAUGAGGGAGUUUAAGGAGUGCGUCAAUAAUAUUGAGGUUUUUGAUAUUAAUAGCUCCGGUUUACAUUAUACGUGGUCGAACAAACAGAAACAAGGUGCGGUGUUUAAAAAGAUAGAUAGAGUCAUGGGUAACACUCCGUUUAUUGACGUUUUCCCAGCGGCAGCGGCGUGCUAUCACCCAUACAGAAUUUCGGAUCACUCACCAUGUAUUCUAUCUUUGCCGAGUCUUACGAGGGAGAAACCGAAACCUUUUAAAUUCGUAAAUUUGUUGUCGGAGAAAAAGGGUUUUAUGGAAGAGGUAAAACGCAUUUGGGAUGUAGAUAUGCAGGGGUUCCCCAUGUUCCAAGUAGUUCAGAAACUCAAAGCGCUUAAGAGACCGUUACGUAAGCUUUUUCAACAGCAAGGUAAUUUGCAUGAAAAGGUAAAAGAGGCGCGGAACAAUCUGGAUGCGUGUCAAAGGGCGAUGGAUGAAGCUCCGAUGAAUUUAGAGCUGAAAACACAGCAUGAUAACCUUAUCGUAAGGUAUAUAGAUGCUACUCGUGAUGAAGCAAUGUUUUUACAACAAAAAUCAAAAGUCGAGUGGCUUGCAUUGGGGGAUUCGAAUACGAAAUUCUUUCAUAAUGUGGUAAAAGCUAAAAAUCAUCGUAGUAGAAUUUUUUCGAUCCGGGAUGCAAAUGGAAAUUUGUUUGAAGGAGGUGCGGUUCCGCAGGUAAUGGUUGAACAUUAUACUCGGUUUUUUGGGACUUCUGGCGCUAUAAGUAUUGACCCGUCUCCAGAAUUAUUCACUAAUGUGUUGCCGGUUGAGAAAGCUUAA
Molecule: messenger RNA, 1302 nt
Organism: Helianthus annuus (common sunflower)
Lineage: Eukaryota; Viridiplantae; Streptophyta; Magnoliopsida; Asterales; Asteraceae
Exons: 1
Coding region: 1-1302 (433 amino acids)
Molecular function (GO): catalytic activity
Source: RefSeq, a predicted model, not a curated record